AUGGCUUUCACAAAAAGUUUGCUUUUAUUUGCACUUGUCUCAAUAGUUCAAUGUUUUGAAUGCCCGAAUGGAAGCCAACCAAUGCCGAAUGAAGAUGUUUGUAUGUAUGCGAUCAAUCAAAAUGAAUUCUAUUACGAUGUGAUUCGACGAUGUGGCGCUCUCGGCGCGAUCCCGGCAAAAAUCCAAAAUCUCUACGAGAACUCGUAUCUUUUUGUCGCUUUGCAACAAGAAUUAAACAAUGCUGCACCGUUUAUUGGAGUCGAGCGAAAGCGUAACAAUGUUUGGACGUACGCCGAUGGGACACCGUUGAGCUAUCAGAAUUGGGCUCUCAAUGAACCAAACAACUCUUCAAACUCGUCCGUUUGUGCUAUCAUGGAUCCAUCAUCGGGCAAAUGGAUUUCAACUGAGUGCACAUAUGCUCGUCCAUUUGUCUGCUCAAUUGAUGGAGAUGCUGCCCAAUGUCCCACUGGUUGGGUCUACAACAAUCAAACGAACUUUUGCUAUUAUGUACAGGAUUUUACCUUUCAAGAUGGAGCUCACUGGUUCUACUACACUUUUACUGGAGCCGAGCAAAAUUGUCAGCGCAAAAAGGCGCAUUUGGUUUCGAUUCACACGCCUGAGGAGGACACCUUUGUUCGACAACUUGUCACUUCGGACAUUCGAAAUGCCACUGAUGCAAAUCCCUGUGCCAAUCAGUAUGCAUGGAUCGGGUUGACAGGCACUGGGGCACUUGGAGUCGGCACAUGGAUCGACGGAUCACCCGUCGACUACAGUGGACACGCGACUGUUGGAAAUUCCAAUUGGGGGAUUGGUAGUGACGCUGGCUGCAGUGUUAGCGGUUGGAAUCCGAUGGGAACUGGAGCUCGUUACGUUUGCAAAAUGGCAGCAAAGGGAAAAGCCACAGCAAAGCUUGAC
Molecule: messenger RNA, 915 nt
Organism: Mesorhabditis belari
Lineage: Eukaryota; Metazoa; Nematoda; Chromadorea; Rhabditida; Rhabditidae
Source: the annotation of a GenBank genome assembly